AUCAAUAAAUCUCUCUCUCUAAAAAUUGCAGCACUCAUUUCUAGAGAGAGAGAGAGUACUGCUACUCUCCUCUGCUUUUUGCAGAGAAAGGGGGAGAGAGAGAGAGUUCUUCCGUGACACCUCUCUUUCCUCAACAUCUUUUUGAUUUCCCUCGACAUCUUUUUCCUAGAGAGAGAGGGUCUUCUUAUAUUCUUCUCUAAUUCAGAGAGAGAGAGAGAGAGAUAUCUGUGAAAGCAUUUUGGGGCAGUCAUGGAUCUGCUACCUGCGGAGAUUGCUUCAAUCACACGCCGGCAUGGUUUCAGGUCUCUGAAACUAUUGAACGUGCAUAUGGAUGAAGCUCUAUCAGAGGAGCCUUAUGGGGUUGAGUAUGGGAGCCUCGACAAUGGCCUCCAUUACUAUGUUCGCGUUAACUCGAAGCCUCGCAUGAGGGCAGCUCUCGCACUUGGAGUCAAAGUAGGUUCAGUCUUGGAAGUGGAAGAGGAACGUGGGGUCGCUCACAUAGUUGAACAUCUGGCUUUCAGUGCAACUAAGAAGUAUACGAAUCAUGACAUUGUCAAGUUCUUGGAGAGCAUUGGGGCAGAGUUUGGUGCUUGUCAGAAUGCUUCCACAUCAGCUGAUGAAACUAUAUAUGAGUUGCUUGUUCCUGUUGACAAGCCUGAGCUGUUAUCUCAGGCAAUUUCAGUUUUGGCUGAGUUUAGCUCUGAGGUUCGAGUGUCUGCAAGUGAUCUUGAAAAGGAAAGAGGUGCUGUUCUGGAAGAGUAUAGAGGAGGCCGGAAUGCCGCAGGUCGGAUGCAGGAAGCUCACUGGGUUUUGAUGAUGGAAGGAUCAAGGUACGCUGAUCGCCAACCAAUUGGACUGGAAAAGGUGAUCAGAACAGUUUCCCCUGAAACAGUUAAAGGGUUUUAUGACAAGUGGUAUCAUCUACACAAUAUGGCAGUGGUUGCUGUUGGGGAUUUUCCAGAUACUAAGAGUGUGGUGGAAUUAAUCAGAACACAUUUUGGUCAGAAAGUUUCAGCAUCCAUUGAACCUCCUGUUAUACCAGUUUUCCCUGUUCCAUCCCACGAGGAACCUCGUUUUUCAUGUUUUGUUGAAUCCGAAGCUGGUGGGUCCGCAGUGAUGAUCAGCUGUAAGAUUCCUGUAUUUGAGAUGAAAACUGUGAAGGACUAUAGGGAUUCACUAGCAGAAGCCAUGUUCCACUGCGCCUUGAGCCAGAGGCUUUUCAAAAUUGCUCGAAGAAAAGACCCACCAUUCUUUUCAUGCGGCUCUGCUGCUGAUGUUCUUAUCCGCCCUGUGAAGGCUUGUAUAGUGACUUCAACUUGCAAAGAGGGGGGCAUUAUUGAGGCCCUGGAGUCGAUGCUCUUAGAGGUUGCAAGGGUGAGGCUUCAUGGAUUUUCAGAACGUGAAAUUUCUGUUGUACGUGCAUUGAUGAUGUCUGAGAUUGAAUCUGCAUACUUGGAGCGUGAUCAGAUGCAGUCCACAAGCUUGCGUGAUGAGUAUUUACAACAUUUCUUCCGGAAGGAACCUGUGGUUGGAAUCGAGUAUGAAGCACAGCUGCAGAAGACUAUCUUACCCCUUAGCUUAGUGCAAGAGCUGGAAAGGAAUUUUAAUGAGCUAAAUGGGUUCACCUCUGUGUUCUGCCCUUCUAGCGAGGGAAUCACUGCAUUUGAUAUUUCUGCGAAAGAGGUUUCUAGUUUCGCUGAGAACUUCCGCUCAACAUGCAGCUGUGUCAUUAAGAUUGUGGAACCUCGUGCACGUUCUACAAUAGAAGAUCUGAAGGCUGCUGUUUCCAAGAUCAGUUCUAUGGAAGAAUGUGGAGCCAUUCCAGAUUGGGAUGAUGAGCAUAUCCCUGAAGAAAUUGUCAGUGUAAAACCUGAUCCGGGGGAUAUAGUGCAGCAGACGUCGUUUCCUAAUGUUGGUGUCACUGAGUUAGUAAUGUCUAAUGGCAUGCGUGUGUGCUAUAAGUGCACUGACUUCCUUGAUGAUCAGGUUCUUUUUACUGGGUUCUCAUAUGGUGGUUUAUCAGAGCUUUCGGAGAGUGAAUAUCUUUCAUGCUCAAUGGGAUCAACUAUUGCUGGUGAAAUAGGCGUAUUUGGUUAUAAGCCAUCUAUUCUUAUGGAUAUGCUGGCUGGAAAGAGAGCUGAAGUUGGUACAAAAGUUGGGGCAUACUUGAGGACCUUUUCAGGGGAUUGUUCGCCGUCGGACCUGGAAACUGCCUUGCAGCUUGUGUAUCAAUUAUUCACGACGAAUGUGGUACCAGGAGAUGAAGAGGUUAAAAUAGUUAUGCAAAUGACAGAAGAAGCAAUCCUUGCCCAAGAAAGGGACCCAUUUACUGCAUUCGCGAACCGUGUACGGGAACUGAACUAUGGGAACUCUUAUUUUUUUAAGCCUAUUCGAGUUCCUGACCUUAGAAAGGUGGAUCCUAUCCGAGCCUGUGAAUACUUCAAUAACUGUUUUAAAGAUCCUUCUACAUUUACCGUUGUUAUUGUUGGAAAUAUUGACCCAGCCAUUGCCCUUCCGCUAAUUUUGCAAUUCUUGGGUGGAAUACCGAAGCCCGCUGAACCCGUUUUACAUUGCAAUCGUGAUGACUUGAAGGGUUUACCAUUCACAUUUCCUGAAACCAUUGUGAGGGAAGUUGUACGCAGCCCAAUGGUUGAGGCACAAUGCUCAGUCCAGCUGACCUUUCCAGUGGAGCUCAAGAAUGUACAGAUGAUGGAAGAGAUUCACUUUGUUGGGUUUGUGAGCAAACUUCUGGAGACCAAAAUCAUGCAGGUUCUACGCUUUAAGCAUGGGCAGAUAUACUCUGUCAGUGUUUCUGUCUUCCUAGGUGGUAAUAAACCUUCGAGGACUGGGAAUGUUCGUGGUGAUAUUGCUGUAAACUUUUCAUGUGAUCCAGAUAGCUCAUGGAAACUGGUGGACAUUUCCUUGGAUGAAAUAUUGUGCCUUCAAGAGAAGGGACCUUCACAGGAAGAUGUGUCAACAAUCCUUGAAAUUGAGCAACGGGCCCAUGAAAAUGGAUUGCAGGAGAACCAUUACUGGCUAGAUAGGAUUCUACGCAGUUACCAAUCACGUGUGUAUUCUUGUGAUCUUGGUGCUUCAUUUGAGGCACAAGAUGAAGGGCGAAGCAAAGUUAGAGAAUGUUUAAAUCCAUCUACAGCACAGUUGGCAUCACAAAGAAUAUUACCUUUCCCAUGCACUAGUCAGUAUAGUGUGGUUGUUCUUAUGCCCCAAUCAUCUCGCAUAAGGUUUCUCAAGUCAUUGCUUCAGUCUGCUCAAAACAGAACUGGAACAGAAGCAAAGAUAUUAACUGGUAUUGGUGGUGCAAUAGUUGUGGCAGUCACAUUAUGGAGAUAUUUUCGGAGUAGUUUAAAGUCUUGAGAUAAGAUUCGUACUGGAUCUUGAUUCAGUUGGUCUCCUUUUCUAGUAGAGAGGUUCACCAGUUUGUGCAGGAAGUUUUAUUGUCCUUCAGAAAUCAGAAGCAAAAAUGAAGAACCAAAGAAAGCCAGGAAUUAAUUACUCACCACUUCUGCAAGCAUUUGAUACUCAUAAGAAGCGUUUUUCCUUCUAUUCUUGUUAUAUGCUUUUUUUUUUUCUUGACUUAUAUAGGACUUAAAUCUUUUUGUUUUUUUGGGCAUUCAGGGUGCUAUUCAAGGCUCCCCUUGUAAUAUUCUGACAUAAAAUGUAGGACUUUAUAGUAGCUAUGCUGCAGGAUUAUUUUUCUUGUUUAAGUUUGGACCAACCGGUCAUUGAGAGCACUUAUGCAUUUUAUUUGUUUGUGAA
Molecule: messenger RNA, 3777 nt
Organism: Amborella trichopoda
Lineage: Eukaryota; Viridiplantae; Streptophyta; Magnoliopsida; Amborellales; Amborellaceae
Source: RefSeq, a predicted model, not a curated record